AUGCCUCAUCUCGCAUGCAUUGGGAACUUGUGGAAGAAUGUUUGCACAAACUUCAAGAAGAGUAACGAUAGACUUAGAGAUAUUUACUAUGCUAUGGCCAAGGCUUACCGUAAAGAUGAGUUUGAUUUUUUUUGGAAUCAAGUUGGGAAGAUUGAUCAGAGGGUAAAGUCUCAUCUUGAGGAUGCUGGAUUUGAAAAGUGGGCACGCGUGUAUGCACCUAUUAACCGUGGUAGAAUGAUGACUUCAAGUAUAGCGGAGUGCAUAAAUGGUAAAUUGAAGCUAGCACGUGAGUUGCCAAUAAUAAAAUUUUUAGAACAGGCUAGAAAAUUGUUUGGAAAGUGGAAUUGCAAGAAUAGAGAAAGAGCAUCUUAUGCAAACACGUCACUAGGUAGUAGAUUUGAAGGAAUUCUUCAGCUAAAUACUUCAAAAUAUUCAAGGCUUAAGGUUAUAGGCAAACCUGUAUUCUGA
This is a messenger RNA of Capsicum annuum, 468 nucleotides long. RefSeq lists its product as uncharacterized. NCBI's taxonomy places the organism in Eukaryota, Viridiplantae, Streptophyta, Magnoliopsida, Solanales, Solanaceae. The record is from RefSeq and is a predicted model, not a curated record. Bases 1 to 468 code for a protein of 155 amino acids. The transcript is spliced from 2 exons.